AUGGGCUCCGAUCCUCAGUACGCCAAGUGGCCUCUUCUGCCGCUCAGCCAGCAUGUCUUCACCCUCACAAACCAGUACGCCUCCCGAUCCAGCCAAGAAUCCGCCGUCAAGGCUCUUCAAGAUGCCAUUUCCGAGCACAAGAUGGCGCCGUUCUACCGGUACCUCGCCCACCCCAUCGAUGGCAUCCUAAAUGCAUCGAGCUUGGUCGGCAUCAUCGCGACCAAGAACCCCGUCACCACGGUUACGUUGCCCUGGAAUGACGCUCUUUACGAGAAGCUCAAGGCGGAAAAUGACGAAGAGCUCAACGGCUUUCAAAAGGAGGAGGAUGAGGCAGUCGAGAAUGCUGGAGACACUGAGAUCCUCGCCGCUCGAGGAAAGCGGGCUGAUUUCUGGGCUCGUGUCGGUGACAAGGAUCGCGCCAUUACCGCAUACGAAGACGUUUUCGAAAAGACCGGCGUUGUUGGUUCUCGAAUCGACAUUGUUCUCGCGAUAAUAAGAAUGGGCCUGUUCUACGGCGAUAAGCCUCUGGUCAAGAAGCACGUGGAGCGAGCCAAGACCCUCGUAGAAGCUGGAGGUGACUGGGAUCGAAGGAAUCGUCUCAAGGCCUAUGAAGGAAUUCACCUCCUCACUGUCCGAUCGCACAACCUUGCUGCUCCUCUCCUCCUCGACAGCUUAUCCACAUUUACCAGCUACGAGCUUUGCACCUACUCGUCCCUCGUCGUCUACUCCGUCCUUGCCGGAUCUGUCUCGCUUAAGCGCCUCGACUUCAAGUCCAAGGUCGUCGAUGCCCCCGAAAUCAAGGCCAUCCUUGGCGAUGGAGAGGACAAGCUCCUUGCCCUCAGCGGCGCCAUUUCCGCCGGUCCCAGCGGUGACGAUACCAUGGAUGUCGAGCAGGACCCGCAGUCAGCGACCAAGACUACGGUAGUUAACCUCACUACCCUCGGAAGCGCCGUGGACCAGCCCGAGGCUGAGCUCGCCAUCGACUUCUCGCCUCUCUCUCUCCUCGUGACGAGCCUGUACAACGGACGCUACAAGGCCUUCUUCCAGGCUCUCGCCCAAGUCGAGGAGCAGUUCCUCAACCAGGAUCGGUACCUCCACGAACACAAGAACUGGCUCAUCCGUGAGAUGCGCCUUCGUGCCUACCAGCAGCUUCUCCAGAGCUACCGAGUUGUAGGCCUCGAGAGCAUGGCCAACGACUUUGGCGUCACCGUCGACUUCCUUGACAGGGACCUUGCCAGGUUUAUUGCCGCGGGCCGUAUUCCUUGCACUAUUGACCGUGUAUCGGGCAAGGGCGGCAUCAUCGAAACCAACCGCCCCGACGACAAGAACAAGCAAUACCAGGAUCUUGUGCGCCAAGGCGACCAGCUUAUCACCAAGCUCCAAAAGUACGGCCAGGCCGUGCGACUACGAGGAAGUGAGAGGGCAUAA
Molecule: messenger RNA, 1428 nt
Organism: Parascedosporium putredinis
Lineage: Eukaryota; Fungi; Ascomycota; Sordariomycetes; Microascales; Microascaceae
Source: the annotation of a GenBank genome assembly